AUAAAUGAAAAACCAAUCAAGGCGUGCCGACCCAAGGGAUCAAGGUUCCAGUUAAACUAUCUGGCAGCAGUUUGCAGCCUGAAAGCAGGAGAAGUCCUCUAAGCGGCCUAGUCUGUAAGAUCUUCUCUCGGCCCGGUGAAGGUUUGUUGCUUCUGGUGAGUUAUCUGGAGCUGCGCACCAUGAUCCCCACCGCUGGAUUUUGUUCCCAGUUCAUUCGGAGAAGCACAGUUUUCCCCGCAGCUCUGAGGGUUCUCUGGACACCAUGGACACGUCUGCCGGGAUUACUUGCUGCCGCUCGGGGCAUCCACCUGGACUCUCCCCCUGUCAUCCCCACUCUCACCACCAGCUAUGUCCACGGCACGUCGUCCACGUCGCUGCUCCACGACACGGUCGCAGAGGCCUUGCAGAAGACGGUGGAGCGCUGGCCCGACCGGGAGGCCAUGGCCUUUCUGCAAGACGGAGUCCGCAAAACCUUCGCAGAGUUUCAACAAGAUGUAGACCGGGCUGCUGUGGGACUUCUGGCUCUUGGGCUCAGGAAAGGAGACCGGCUCGGCAUGUGGGGGCCGAACAUUUAUGAAUGGAUUCUGUUUCAGUUCGCAACAGCUAAAGCUGGGAUUAUACUGGUGUCUGUAAACCCAGCAUACCAACAGAAGGAGGUGGAGUAUGCCUUACGGAAGGUUGGCUGUAAAGCCAUUGUGUGCCCUUCAGAGUUUAGGACUCAGAAGUACUGCGACAUGUUGAUGAAGAUCUGUCCUGAAAUUGAGACGUCCAGUCCAGGAGACAUCAAGAGCGCCAGACUCCCAGAACUGCGAUCUGUGAUCGUCCUCGACAGCCGGCAGCCAGGAAUGUUUCACUUUGAGGAUGUGAUGCAGGCCGGGGACAGCAAACAUGUGAAGCAGCUUCAGGAUCUGCAGAAACAUCUGUCCUUUGAUGACCCGAUAAACAUUCAGUUCACCUCGGGUACAACUGGAGCACCGAAAGGUGCCACUCUUUCACAUCACAACAUUGUCAACAAUGCCUACUUAGUUGGGAACAGAAUCGGCUACCCCUGGAAGCCCCACACUCGUGUCUGUGUGCCCGUGCCUCUGUACCACUGCUUCGGCUCUGUUGGUGGAGGGAUUGCUAUGGCCGUGCAUGGCCUCACCUUGGUCUUUCCUUCUGCAGGGUACAAUGGAAAGGCCAACCUCGAAGCAAUGGAAAGUGAGAGGUGCACCUUCAUCUAUGGGACUCCCACCAUGUAUGUUGACAUGCUUAAUCAGCCAGAUUUGGCUAAAUAUGAUUUGUCAUCCGUAGAGGGGGGUCUCAUGGCUGGCUCCCCAUGCCCCCCAGAACUGGUGAAGAAAGUGGUUUCUCUAAUGGACAUCAAAGAAAUAACAAUAGGAUACGGCACCACGGAAAACAGCCCUGUGACGUUCCUUGGAUGUCCCUUGGACAACAUGGAGAGGAAGUCUGAGACGAUUGGCUACAUCAUAGACCACAUGGAGGCUAAAAUAGUAAACCCUACAACUGGCCAGGUUGUGCCUCUGGGGAUGAAGGGGGAGAUAUUGGUCAGAGGAUUUUGUGUAAUGCUGGAGUAUUGGUCUGAACAGGCUAAAACAGAGGAGUGCAUAUCAAAAGACGGCUGGUAUAAAACUGGAGAUAUUGGCAGCUUGGACGCUUACGGCUACUGCAGAAUCGAUGGCAGGAUUAAAGACAUGAUCAUCCGAGGAGGAGAGAACAUUUACCCGGCAGAAAUCGAACAAUUUCUCCACACGCAUCCGAAAGUAAAAGAGGCACAGGUGGUUGGAGUCAAGGAUUCCCGUAUGGGUGAGGAAGUCUGUGCCUGCAUCAAACUAGUAGAUGGCCAGGAGUGCACAGCAGAGGAGAUCAAAACUUUCUGCAAAGGACAGAUUGCUCACUUCAAGAUUCCUCGCUACGUCCUCUUUGUGAAUAGCUUCCCGCUCACUGUUACUGGAAAGAUCCAGAAGCACAAACUAUGCGAGGAGGCUGAGAGGCAGCUAAAGGACGGGAAAUGAUAGACUUCACUCAUGGAUGAAGAGAAUUCAAUUACUGUUUUUAAUACAUAAGCUGUAUAUGAAUUGUAUACCAGAAACUAAAUUUGGAUUAAGCCAGUCAUCCAUCAGAACAAGAUGAAAUGUCUGGAGAAGUAACAGACAGCCUAAGCCUUCAGGGGACAAGAAAAGGGCAGGUAUGAAGCCACAAAUCUUUACAUUGUUAUUAGUGGGGCAAGUAUGAAAUAACUCCAUCCUGCUGCUUUAAGCUGGUACAAGAAAUGAGCAUUAACCCAGUAGAUCUUGGUUUAGUACAGCAGAGGAAUCAAAGUGGAACAUAAAACAGGUUAACAUGAUUUUAUUAUUUACGUGUUUGUUUUUUAAAAGAUGUAGGGCACAGCAGUUUCAUCUUGCUCUGAACGUUGUGUGAGGCUCAUGUAGGUGGAGAACCUUUUUAACUUGUUAGCCUGCUCAGAUUUUAUCCAGCAAAAAGCCACGAAACCCUUGUUUUUUUUUAUCUCAACUUGAAAUAAACUCUAUUAAUACCAGA
Girardinichthys multiradiatus is the source of this 2541-nucleotide messenger RNA. It is a transcript of the gene acsf2, whose product is annotated as acyl-CoA synthetase family member 2. The record is from RefSeq and is a predicted model, not a curated record. Bases 180 to 2015 code for a protein of 611 amino acids. Gene Ontology annotation, molecular function: medium-chain fatty acid-CoA ligase activity. NCBI's taxonomy places the organism in Eukaryota, Metazoa, Chordata, Actinopteri, Cyprinodontiformes, Goodeidae. The transcript has 16 exons. Gene Ontology annotation, biological process: fatty acid metabolic process.